CAGCGAGAAGUUAAAUUUUUAAUGCAUGUUUUUUUCCUUGCCUGGCAGGCCCGGGAGCCGAAGGGAUCCGCGUCGGGAGCCUGCACCUCUGCUCCCGUCUGGGGUUCAGUUUGCAUCAUUUCUGCACCGAUUUAAAAAAGCCACCCCCCCCCCCCAAAAAAAAAAAAAAAAGAGCAGCCCCAGCCCACACACAACAUGUUGUGCGGAAGGACUUCCACUCCCUGGCUGCGCCCUUCAUGCUAGCGAUCAGGAAAAGCCUUUGGGGGCUGCAGGAUCUCUGGCGGUGGCAGCGGCUGCUGCUACGGGGUUUGGUGCAGGGAAACAAAACUGCCUCCUCCAUCCGCCCAGCUCUUCACAGCUGCGUUUGUGCUGCCACGCUCCCUCCCAGACAGACCUCGCUCCAUGGACUGAUAGUCUCUCCUCCUCUCUCUCUCUCUCUCUCUUUUUUCCCCCCCACCCCUGUAAAGGAGGACAGGAAGAAAACCAGGGCAUUGCUUUGGGAGGAACCGCACUGCAUUUAUUCAUUGUGUUCUGGUGGAUCUGUCCUGAGAUUAAUCUUCUUUUUUUGGGGGGGGGAAAGGAAAACAUGACGUCGCCAGCUAAAUUCAAAAAGGAUAAGGAGAUCAUAGCUGAAUAUGACACUCAAGUGAAAGAGAUCCGUGCCCAACUCAUAGAGCAGCUGAAAUGCCUUGACCAGCAAUGCGAGCUCCGGGUCCAGUUGCUGCAGGACCUGCAGGAUUUCUUCCGCAAGAAGGCAGAGAUCGAGACGGAUUACUCGAGGAACCUGGAGAAGCUGGCUGAGAGGUUCCUGGCUAAAACGAGGAGCACCAAAGACCAGCAAUUCAAGAAGGAUCAGAACGUCCUCUCGCCGGUCAACUGCUGGAAUCUCCUCUUAAACCAGGUGAAGCGAGAGAGCAGGGAUCACACCACCCUGAGCGACAUCUACCUGAACAACAUCAUCCCUCGGUUUGUCCAGGUCAGCGAAGACUCUGGACGACUCUUCAAGAAGAGUAAGGAAGUUGGACUGCAGCUCCAGGAAGACUUGAUGAAGGUCCUGAAUGAACUGUACACGGUGAUGAAGACCUACCAUAUGUACAAUGCUGACAGCAUCAGUGCUCAGAGCAAGCUGAAAGAGGCUGAAAAACAAGAAGAAAAGCAGAUUGGGAAGUCAGUGAGGCAAGAGGACAAGCAGACGCCACGCUCUCCUGACUCCACCUCCAACGUCAGGUUUGAAGAGAAACACGUCCGGCGAAGCUCAGUCAAGAAAAUUGAGAAAAUGAAGGAGAAGCGCCAAGCAAAAUACACGGAAAAUAAACUGAAGGCCAUUAAGGCGAGAAAUGAGUAUCUGUUGGCUCUGGAAGCCACCAAUGCGUCUGUGUUCAAGUAUUACAUCCAUGACCUGUCUGAUCUCAUUGAUCAGUGCUGUGAUCUGGGCUACCACGCAAGCCUCAACAGGGCUCUCAGGACGUUCCUGUCUGCUGAGCUGAACCUGGAGCAGUCGAAGCAUGAAGGGCUUGAUGCCAUUGAGAAUGCUGUGGAGAACCUGGACGCCAACAGUGACAAGCAGCGCCUGAUGGAGAUGUACAACAAUGUCUUCUGCCCACCCAUGAAGUUUGAAUUUCAGCCUCAUAUGGGUGACAUGGUGUCGCAGCUGUGUGCCCAGCAGCCAGUCCAGAGUGAGUUGGUACAGAGAUGCCAGCAGCUGCAGUCCAGAUUGUCCACGCUCAAGAUUGAGAACGAAGAGGUUAAGAAAACGAUGGAAGCUACGCUCCAGACUAUCCAGGAUAUAGUCACGAUAGAGGACUUUGAUGUCUCCGACUGUUUCCAGUACAGCAACUCCAUGGAGUCUGUCAAAUCCACCGUCUCUGAAACUUUCAUGAGCAAGCCAAGCAUUGCCAAGCGACGGGCUAAUCAGCAGGAGACUGAGCAGUUCUACUUCACGAAAAUGAAAGAGUAUCUGGAAGGCAGGAACCUGAUAACUAAGCUUCAGGCCAAACACGACCUCCUUCAGAAGACCCUGGGAGAAAGUCAAAGGACUGACUGCUCUCUUGCCAGUGGCAGGCGCAGCUCUACCAUAAGGAAGCAGGAUUCCAGCCAAGCCAUUCCCCUGGUGGUGGAGAGCUGCAUCCGAUUCAUUAGCAGACAUGGGUUGCAGCAUGAAGGGAUAUUCAGAGUGUCUGGAUCACAGGUUGAGGUGAACGAUAUCAAAAACGCAUUUGAGAGAGGGGAGGAUCCACUGGCCGGGGACCAGAACGACCAUGAUAUGGACUCAAUCGCAGGGGUUCUGAAACUCUAUUUUCGAGGGCUGGAGCACCCUCUCUUCCCGAAGGACAUCUUCCACGACCUGAUCGCCUGUGUCACAAUGGAUAACUUACAAGAGCGAGCACUGCACAUCCGGAAGGUCCUUCUGAACUUGCCCAAAACCACUCUGAUUGUAAUGAGAUACCUCUUUGCAUUCCUCAAUCAUUUAUCUCAGUUCAGUGAAGAGAACAUGAUGGAUCCUUACAACUUAGCCAUCUGCUUUGGACCCACGCUGAUGUCUGUGCCUGAAGGCCACGAUCAGGUCUCCUGCCAGGCUCAUGUCAACGAGCUGAUCAAAACCAUCAUCAUCCAACAUGAGAACAUCUUCCCAGGACCAAGAGAGCUGGAGGGCCCGGUCUAUAGCAGAGGUGGAAGCACAGAGGAUUACUGUGAAAGCCCUCACGGGGAGACGGCCUCAGCAGACGAUUCGGCUCAGGAUAUAACAGCUGAACACCAUACCAGCGACGAUGAGUGUGAGCCCAUAGAAGCGAUAGCAAAGUUUGAUUACGUUGGCCGAACUGCACGGGAGUUGUCCUUCAAAAAGGGGGCUUCUCUUUUGCUUUACCAUCGGGCUUCAGAUGACUGGUGGGAAGGACGCCACAAUGGAAUCGAUGGACUUAUUCCUCAUCAAUACAUCGUUGUCCAAGACACUGAGGACGGUAUUUCUGAGAGAUCCAGCCCCAAGUCUGAAAUAGAAAUCAACUCGGAGCCACCUGAAGAAAAAGUGACCGCCAGAGCCAGCGCCAACUGUCCAAGCGGCAGUCACGUUGCAGAUAUUUACCUUGCAAACAUCAACAAGCAAAGAAAGAAGCCAGAGUCUGGCAGCAUUAGGAGAGCUUUCCGUCAAAGCGAUAGCCAUGGGCUGACGAGCUCUUUGGCCGAACCAGCCUCUCCAGGAGCCGGAGCCAGUUCUAGACCUUCAUCUCAGCCCAUUAUGAGCCAAAGUCUCCCCAAGGAGGUUCCUGAUAAAUGUUCCAUCAGUGGCCACGGCAGCCUUAAUUCCAUCAGCCGGCAUUCGUCCCUGAAGAACAGGAUAGAGAGCCCACAGAUCCGGAAGACCGUGACCGCAGGAAGGUCAAAGAGCUUCAACAACCAUCGGCCCAUGGAUCCUGAGGUCAUUGCUCAGGAUAUUGAAGCUACUAUGAACUCUGCCUUGAAUGAACUGAGGGAGCUGGAAAGGCAAAGCAACGUAAAGCACACGCCAGACGUUGUCCUCGACACGCUAGAGCCUUUGAAAACCUCCCCGGUCGUGGCCCCCACCUCGGAGCCUUCCAGCCCUCUGCACACCCAGAUCAUCAAGGACUCUGAACCAGCCUUCCAGCGGAGCGCCAGCACUGCUGGCGACAUCCCGUGCGCCUUCAGGCCGGUGAAGUCGGUCAAAAUGGCCGCGCAGGUUAAACCUCCAGCAACUAGGCCAAAACCUGCGGUUUUCCCCAAGACCAGUGCCACUAGCCCCGCUGUUGCGUCUUCUCCAUCUCAACAGCCUACUGACAAGUCUUGUACUGUCUGAUGAACUAGAAGCCACGCUGUGGAUGUAAUGUUAUUGUUUCAGAUGAGGAGACUAUAUUAAAGAGACGCUAUAAUUCCUAUUUAACUAGUUUGGGACUUCUGUCGAAGGUUAGUUUGUAAGUUGUCACUGCCAGGAGCGCUUCCUGGGAGUGAAGACGUUAGUAAUUAAGCCUCAUCCCAAGCACUCUGCAUCGGUGAUGUUAGUACAACAAAAUCCAGCAUCCCACACGUAUGAGGUGGACAGAGUAAAACCCAUUAUCAGGUCACUGUGAAACAGGAGGAAAACUCAAAGGAGCAAUGAAUUGGUUCUUGGUUUAUAGUUGAUGCCUUGUUCAAAUGUUUGGCCACUGAAGGAAGUACUCAGUGGCAUCAUGUUCUGAAUACUGGUGUAGUGACUUAUAUAGUCUGUGCUUCGUUUGCCGCAGGGAAACAAUAAAUAGUCUAUUGCAUGUUUUGGUGCCACUGUUUGUGGAGCUUGGACAUGCCUGUUUCUUGUGCUUUAUUGCAUUGCCUGCUGGUGCCACUGUGCUUAAGGGUCUGUCUCAGUUUCCAUUACAUCCUCUGUUUUUCAAGGGUCUUAGCUCGUAGUGCUAGAGAUGUCUCUCCUGGGUUAAGACUUGUCAUGACGGAUAACUCUGGAACAGUCUUAGUUUUGCUGAGUUGCAUGUUAUGCGUCUGCUCAGCUUGAAAUGCAACACAUCUCUUUCAGAUUUUUAGGAGGACAAAAGAAUCCCAGAACGCAUUGGUUAUGGGUGCUCCAGCUGUGCUCCCAGAUUUUAAACAUGGCUCUGUGCUUUCUUUUCAAAUGACAUUUCCAUCCCAUUAGGCUAUAAAACAGUGUGCGAAGCGUGUGUCCUUCAGCAGGGACUUGAAGAUGGAAUGUAAAAAUGAGUUAACUUUUCGACACCAGCUGCCGUGCUCUCAAAGAAGCUGCCUUUCCUAACGCACAUGUCCUUGUUAUGCUUGAGAUGGGCCAAAACCAAAAUCUCCGAUCUGAACGUACCUAAAGCUUGGAUUCUCAAGGUCUCCAAACUUUUCGUCUUUUGAUUGUAAAUGUGUUGUUCUGUGGGCCGGGCCACCGUGAACCACUGGGGGUAGGGGGAGAGGGACACAAAGCAAAGGGACUUAGGCAGUAUAGUAUUCAACUUUAUAAAUUGCUUAAAUGCAUAUUCCUAUGAUAUAUCAUCGUGUCUUCAAAGGACUCUGCAGACAUUUUAAUGAAUUCUUAAUAUACGCGUUUAUAUGAUAGACUGUGACGGUCUCAAGUGCUAGCAGGCUGCAUAGACUCCUCUGUACUCGCUGGGAAUUUCCAGAAAGCUACAAUUUAAUGACACAUAGCGAAAGGAAAUGCACACGUUAUAUUAAAGCAGAGAUGAAUCUUGCAGUCCCGCCCAGCCAGUGAGGCUCUCCGCUGAUGUUUCAUCUUUGGCUUACCUUGUCAUGCCCGAGUUUUGUUUUGCAGUCUGGAAAUAGUCACACAUCUUAAAUUCUCAUCAUACCCACUCGAGCAAGAUGAGGAGGAAGAUGGUUUUCCCAUUCUCCUUUAGUUUCCUGUGAAGUCCUGAAUGGCAACCAGAAUUUCUCGUGGCUUAAUGUAGAUUUGUAGUCUUUUUAACUGGCAUUUUAUUAAAAACAAUACAUUACAUCUCUUUUGAGGGAAGAAAAAAAAAAAGUUGGCCUUAAAUAGUCACUUCCAGUUCAUUAAAAGGAGUUUGCUUGGAUAGACUUGCUGGGUUUUUUUUUUUUUCUCAUCUUUCUGUAAAAGGAGAGGAACUUCUGUAUGAAUGGUGUUUGAUGGCAAAUGACUGACCCUCUCUAUGCCCUGAAUUUUGGAGACUUGACAAGUGUGUUGGCAAGAGUGCAAAGGAAAUGCCGAAAAAAUUCUUGGGACCAUUCUCAUCGUUCAUUCUUCCUUCGUUAAUGUUCAGCAGCCUUUAUCUUUUGGGCACGCUGCAUCCGUGCGCUGCUUCUGUUGGACUGUAAACUGUCCCCAUCAAAGGGAACGAACCCGACUGCGUGACCAGCUAACUCGCUCUCAGGUUCCGAUGGACUCCAAGUACCAAGAAAUCUCACUUUCUUCUGGAAAAUCGAUUUACAACCAAUAAGCAAUUAGUGAUUUUUCACUCAGGCGAGACUCCGGCAAAUACGUUAUGUAGGUUUUUGUUUGGAUGGUGACUGGUCAAAGUGAAUGCUUGUCUCGCUACCCAGGAAAUGAGCAGAACAAGAUCCUGCUACGAAUUCACUUUGGCUCCUUAGUAAUGCCUUAUUUUCUUUUGGUUUAUGCCUCGCAUUUGUGUUGCCAAGGGACAGUAUCCAACUACACACAGCACCUUAGGACAAGGUGGUGGUUUCCUGUCCUCAAGACCCACAGUACAAGUGGCCAUAAGAGAUCAGAUGCUGGUCUCUGUAUGGAAUUAGUAUGCUUAUUUCUAGAGACCAGGACGCUGGAAAGAUCCUACUGACCGUAUCUUGGGCAAAUCAACUGGAAUGGUGGUGUGCGCUGUGCUUCACGUUCAGGUACGCACCUGGCAGCAUCGCCUGGAGAGCGUCCUUGAUGCUUCAACCAGCAGGAAAUGCUUCAAAAAAGCAAACAAACCCCCAAAACACCACUGGUAGCUUGUCUGUCUUGUGCCAUGGACUAUGUGGGGCUAGCAGUUGGUUUGUUGUAACUGGUUUGUGACAAACUUGUUGGGGAAAAAGGUGGAAAGAACUGGAAAAGACAACACUCUCCACUUGUCUGGUGGGCAUCUUACCGACAAGGUCAGCACGGCACGGGAAACAGGACGUUCUACUGCGUGGGGAAGUGUAUAUGUUACUUCAUAACUUCAUGUCCAGAAGAAUUAUUAGAUCUUCCAGGGAAAUGCAGUUUCGUAACUUUUAGCGUGUGUCACAUUUAAAGUAUAUUCUUUCCAAGAAGAGAAGUGUUGGUAACUGGAAUAAUGUAUGUCUGCUCCGGUAAUGCUUUGUAUGAACAUAAGACUUUUUUGUUUACUGAAUGUUGGAUUGAAAUGAUCCAAAGCGACCUUUUAAAAUAAAAAUACAAUUUUAGGUGAUCGGUCUUAAUAGUUUCUGCAGUUCUGACCUUGUGCAUUUUACUUCCUUAGUUGGAAGUUACUCCACCCUGCUUUAAUGCUUGCUCAUUUUCUGCCUCCCUGGGAAUCCAAAGGCUAACGAUUUAGGGCUUGUAAACUUAGUCCACGUAUCCAAACAGUGAGGUGUGACCAAAAAUACUUUUGCUUGAUCUUUACUGGAUGCUUGGUUGCAAUGAAAACCAUCAAAUACUUGCAAUACACUGUGACAGCAAAAGAGUUCUCCGCUAUGUAUUUGAAUGCCUGUUUCAAAACAGGGAGCUUUUGAGUUUCUUGUGAAGAAUACCUUUUUUUUAUUUUUUAAAUGUCGGAUUGUUCUUGCACGUAUAAUGUGUUCAGAUAAAGUACUGACAAACUCAUUGGCCAGAUCAAAGCCUAGUUUUGUAGUUGUUAGGGACUGGAAAGCACCUUGCAGAUCAUCGCGUCCAGCCUGUUAGAGUUUAGAUGGGAUAGUCUAUCCAUUAUGCCCCAAGUCUUCUACCUUAGUCUUGGGUAUGUUGUCACAAGCUAAGUUCCCUUAUCUAAGGGAGUUCUGCAACAUUAAAGCAAAGGGAAUACUUAAAGUAGAGUUUAGCCUUAACUUCCGUUUCUUUCCUAAGUGUUGGUCGAGACAUCAACGCUUCGUUGAACGUGGGGUAGGCAUCUCUGUGCACGUGAGGAUUUUGCCAGAGAAGUAAACUUCUGCAGUGAGCACCUCGCAGAUAGGUUACGGAAGCACCUUCCCGAUAGACUAGACUGGCCUGGAUCUGUCAGUUGAAGGGAGGUUGUAUUCCCAGUAGGGCAUAAUGCCCUAUUAAGGCAACUGAGCUAAUGGGUGUGUGUGCAUGUGUAUGUGUGUCGUAGUCAGACCAUACAUUCAAAAAGUCACAAGAUGCUGGAUCCUCUGCCCUAAUCCAGUGCACUAAUAUGCACAUGCUUAACCAUAAGCAUAUGAAAUGAUCCUUCUGCACAGAAGUGAAGCCUUCCUCCUGGGCUGUGGUGCACUUUGCGGGACGAGCCCUAAAGCCAUGGGGACUUGUUACAAAAAUUCAAAUGCAUUCACUCAUUUUGGCUUUGCAGUUCAGUCAGAGAAGAAAAGCCUAGGAACAGCAAUGGGUUCUCCACUUCUGGCAAGACCAUGGGAAGGAUUCAGAAAAGAAAACAUGUUUUAGCAUAGAUUUGCUUUUAUAAAAAUAUAUCACCCCUUUGGUGAAAUCAUCUGGCCUUGACUACCUAUCCCACAGCCACAGCAUGAGUUACCAGCAGAGAGGAAGCUCCUGCUUGUCACUAGUAAACCAGCAGCAACCAGAAGAUUGCCUAAAAGGGAAAUGAGUUUUUAAAAUGGUUGGAGUUAAAACUUGUGGUUGGAGGAGGCAUGAAGCAUUUGUGGGCUUAACUCCACUCGUGUCGCAGCUUCACAGGUCCUCUUUGAAGGUAUAUUCCCCCUACACAUGUCGCCUCGCUCUGCCACUCAUCGGUGCAGCUGCCUGGACUUAGAAACCAUUUCUAACCCGCUUGCUUGUGCCCACGCAAACUCCAAAGGGAGCCAUUAUGUUCUGUCUGCUGUGUAAUGCACGUGGCACGGCGUAUGCAGAAACUGCUUCUUGGACCUUCGGCUCUGCCCCUUCACCUCCUGGCUAUGCCAAAACGGUAGAGGGAAGGGUUUUGUCUCGGCGUAAAUCUCAAGUCGCGUUUCUAUUGAAGAAGGGAGCGGCAAAGCCGCCAUUUAAAAACUGGAAAACGUGCAGUUGGUUUCUGUUGUUUUUUGGACUUCCAGGAAUGUUGUUCAAUAGACUUUUGUUUUCCCGAAACGGAGCAAACAGAGGUGGGCUUGGGGGUGGGAAGGAGUCACAACUGUGCAAAUACCUGCUAGGUCAGGUUUCAGUGCAGGGAAAACAUUUGGCAGCUUGCAAUGGAAAUUGCAGACGGACCCUUCAUUUUAGCGGCACUACAAUAACUUGCUUUUUAAGUGGACUUCACCAGCCUUUCUCUAUCGGCAGAGUGCUGUAAUCUGCAUAAACUGAGUUCAGAGGAACUGGACUCUUAGCGUGCCAAAUUGCUGGAGCAAUACUUGUAAGCAACAGGUUCUUUAAAAGACCAGCUCUGAUAUAUGUAGCCACAGUAGGGCAAUUGAUGAAACUCUCCCAAAUUUGAAGAAUAGCAGCAAUGUCUCGAUUCUACUGUACGUAAGAAAGGUCAAUUGCAGUUGAGCAAUCGUGUCUUUCUUUCUUCUUUUAAUUUAAACCCUAAUCCUGCAGGAGCAGGCUAGGCUUCAUACAGCACAUCGGGGGUUUCUUUUUGUUGGUUUGUUGUUUUUUUUUGUUUUGUUUUUUAUUAACAGCAACUGUUUAAUGGUUUGGGCUGAAAUGUUACUGUUAAAACAAUUUCCAUUGUUUCAUGUCUUCUACACCAAUAUAUAUAUGGUGUAUAUAUUUACUUUAAAAACUGUGUAAAAUUGUACUUUGUAUAUACAACUAUGUACAAUAUGGAGGUACAUCUCUCUGUUUUUUUUUGUUUUUUUUUCCUUUUUGGUACAGUAUUGUACAGUAUUAGAAGAGUACACGUGUUGGAAUUGUUAAAUCCGUACUGGGGAAACACAAUGUAUCCGUUGUCAUUAGCAAUAGUUUUUGGGGAAAUAAAUGUUUCAGGUAUGGUGGAAAUGCUGACCUACAGACGACAAUAAAUGGUGUGUAGA
Messenger RNA from Alligator sinensis (Chinese alligator), 9573 nucleotides. RefSeq names its product SLIT-ROBO Rho GTPase activating protein 2 (gene SRGAP2). Gene Ontology annotation, cellular component: cytoplasm. Gene Ontology annotation, molecular function: protein binding. Bases 26 to 3811 code for a protein of 1261 amino acids. The record is from RefSeq and is a predicted model, not a curated record. NCBI's taxonomy places the organism in Eukaryota, Metazoa, Chordata, Crocodylia, Alligatoridae. Gene Ontology annotation, biological process: negative regulation of cell migration; signal transduction. The transcript has 22 exons.